UCCGUCCACCAUGCCCGAGGUUAGAGAGCUCACCGAUGCUUUGGCCAAUGUGCCUAUGGACCCCAUCACCGGCGUUGGCGUCGUCGCCUCCCGGAGCCGAGCCCCGACCAAUUACGACGUGGUCGCACAAACAGCAGAUGGCUUAGAUGCUGAUCUUUGGAAAGAUGGCUUGUUCAAAUCCAAGGUCACACGAUAUUUGUGUUUCACGCGGACUUUCUCCAAAGAGAAUAGUCACUUAGGUAAUGUUUUGGUUGACAUGAAACUCAUAGACGUAAAAGAUACGUUGCCCGUGGGCUUCAUCCCAAUUCAAGAAACUAUGGAUACACAAGAAACUGCUUUUCGGAAAAAGAGGUUGUGCAUUAAAUUUAUUCCCCGGGAUUCCACAGAAGCCGCCAUUUGUGAUAUCCGGAUCCUGGGCCGAGGCAAACAAACUCUUCCACAGUAUACAUACAUAGGGCAGCAGCGUUACAAACAUGUUCUUUGGUCUCUUCUCUUUAGACAUAUAUCGUUGACGCUUCCUGCCAGUUUCCGAGGGAAAGGGCAUGGCACUCGUCCAGAUUUUGAGUACCAGCACUCCAAUUUAUAUGCCAUUUCAGCAAUGGAAGGUGUGCCUUUUAUGAUCUCAGAGAAGUUUGCCUGCGCUUCCGAAGGGAUGCAGCCUGUAGACCUCCUGGGAAUCACAAUCAAAUCUCUGGCUGAAAUUGAAAAAGAGUAUGACUACAGCUUCCGGACAGAGCAGAGUGCUGCGGCCAGACUGCCUCCCAGCCCCACCAGAUGCCAGCAGUAUCCCCCUUCCUGAAAUCUCUCGACUCCUUGGAGUAAAAAUGCACACGUACUACUGAGCAGCGAAAGGAUUUUCUUCCUCCUCCUCUUCCUCACUUUGUAACCUUCCCCCCCUCCCCCAACCCUUCCCAUCCCUGACGAGCAGUAUUAACGGAGGCCCUUCCAGGAAAAGACACAGGAAGCCGUGAUUUUUGUCUGUCCCCCAUCCUCCUUUAUACAAAACAACUGGAUAGCAUUUCUCUCUCUCUCUCUCUCU
Molecule: messenger RNA, 1039 nt
Organism: Notechis scutatus (mainland tiger snake)
Lineage: Eukaryota; Metazoa; Chordata; Lepidosauria; Squamata; Elapidae
Source: RefSeq, a predicted model, not a curated record